CUCUCAGUCAUGGGACAGGAAACAGGGCUGGACGUGAUCAGGGCUUCCCUUCCAGCAGGCAGAGCUGAGCUGAGCGAUUUGAACUAUACAGCGCUCUGGACGCGUGACUCACAACCAUGCCGAAAGAAGAAUUCUUUGUAGAUAUGACCUGCGAAGGCUGCUCCAAUGCUGUGAAUCGUGUUCUCUCUCGGUUAGAAGGAGUCCAGUAUGAAAUAGAUUUACCCAACAAGAAAGUGGUAAUUGAAUCCAAUCUCUCUGUGGACGUGUUGCUUGAAACACUGAAGAAAACUGGAAAGGAAGCAAAGUACCUGGGUUGCAAAUAACGGACCAAGUCCCUAAAGAAUGAAGACAAAAUGUCCUAUAUGUGGGUAUUCGUGUUUGUGUAAAGAAGAGUAUUUAUACCUAUAGUGCAAAAGACUUUAAAUUAACCAACAAUCGAGCUGUGUCAUGCUUUUUCUACCUUUUUUCCCCUAACUCUAUUACUGUGGGUUUCUAUCAUGUGCAUGGUUUUUCUACCUGUUUCCUAACUCUAUUACUGUGAGUUUCUGUCAUGUGCAUGUUUAAAAUAAAAAUUCACUUAAUUGUG
Molecule: messenger RNA, 586 nt
Organism: Xenopus laevis (African clawed frog)
Lineage: Eukaryota; Metazoa; Chordata; Amphibia; Anura; Pipidae
Gene: atox1.L
Product: antioxidant 1 copper chaperone L homeolog
Exons: 4
Coding region: 117-323 (68 amino acids)
Biological process (GO): copper ion transport
Cellular component (GO): cytosol
Molecular function (GO): copper chaperone activity; metal ion binding
Source: RefSeq, a predicted model, not a curated record